Molecule: messenger RNA, 656 nt
Organism: Capsella rubella
Lineage: Eukaryota; Viridiplantae; Streptophyta; Magnoliopsida; Brassicales; Brassicaceae
Exons: 1
Coding region: 1-642 (213 amino acids)
Molecular function (GO): RNA-DNA hybrid ribonuclease activity; nucleic acid binding
Source: RefSeq, a predicted model, not a curated record
AUGCGUAAUGACCUUAUUUUUAAUAAUAAGAGAUGGUCCAUCCCAGAUACUAUAAAUAAGGCUCUUGUUGAGUUUAAUCUCUGGAAGGAAAGUUUGGAUACUCAAAUAAAGAGUCCAGAGAAGGUUCCUGAAUUAAAACCAAGAGAAGUACAACAUAUAAGAGAUUCUUCUUCUGACAUUAGGUCUAUCAUACAGAGCUUUAAGCAUCACUGUUGUUUCGUUGAUGGUUCUUGGGUAUCACCAACGGACUGUGCAGGUAUUGCAUGGAUCUUGUAUGACAAUAAAGCUCAGCCAAUACUAAAGGGUUCAGCAUCCAUCAGUCCAAUGAGUUCGCCACUUGAGGUUGAAGCUGAAGCUCUAAGACAAGCAGUGCUAAAUGUAAGAAGGCUUGGAUAUGACAAUGUUAUCUUCUGUGGUGAUGCAUCAAUCCUAUAUGACAACAUAAAACUACGAAUGUUGAAUGCUCCUAAAGGCUGGUGCAAAGAUCACUCUCUGAUCGCAACUCUUAGUCAGGAUAUAAGGAAUAUGGCUACUAGUUUCAAACAUGUAUCGUUUUGUAAAAUCUCUCGUUCUGUAAAUUAUGCAACGGAUAGUUUAGCCAAAAAUGCUAGAGUAAGAAAGUUAUGUCCUGUAAUAUGUUAGAACUCUAUAUCUCC